Messenger RNA from Diabrotica balteata, 731 nucleotides. NCBI's taxonomy places the organism in Eukaryota, Metazoa, Arthropoda, Insecta, Coleoptera, Chrysomelidae. The record is from the annotation of a GenBank genome assembly.
UGUCGUUAGUAUCUGCACUUGCGCGUUUAACUUUCUUUUUCGUUGGAUGUCUUUGUAGGUUUAAAAAUGGGAGCCUACAAGUAUAUACAGGAACUGUAUAGAAAAAAACAAAGUGAUGUUCUUAGAUUUUUACUGAGAGUGAGAGUCUGGCAAUAUCGCCAAUUAACUAAGCUACACAGAACUCCCAGACCUAGUCGCCCUGACAAGGCUCGUAGAUUAGGGUAUAGAGCUAAGCAAGGUUUUGUUAUUUACCGUAUCAGAGUAAGACGUGGAGGUCGCAAGCGUCCAGUACCAAAAGGUGCCACCUAUGGUAAACCAAAAAGCCAUGGAGUUAACGAAUUGAAACCAGUUCGUAAUUUACAAGCUAUUGCAGAAGAACGUGUAGGAAGAAGAUGUGGUGGAUUAAGAGUCCUAAACUCAUACUGGGUAGCCCAAGAUUCGACAUACAAAUAUUUUGAAAUCAUUUUGGUUGAUCCCUCACAUAAUGCUAUUCGCAAAGACCCCAAAGUUAACUGGAUUGUCAAUGCAGUACACAAACACAGAGAACUCCGCGGUAAAACUUCUUCUGGCAAAUCGUCUCGCGGUUUGGGCAAGGGUCACAGAUACUCUCAAACCAAGGGAGGAUCCAGGCGUGCUGCUUGGCUCAGAAGGAACUCACUGCAAUUGCGCAGAAAACGUUAAAAUUUAUUUUUUUAUAAUUAGACCAAUAAAAUUUAUGGAAUAAUAUUGUU